AUGGACAAGACCAUAUACAUCCCAGGCGCCGAGCCGAAGGUCGACCUCCAGUACAGCGAUGUCUGGCUUCCAGGCCUCUACUCUCGCCGAGUUUUGUGCUUCGAGUUGCCAGAAGGCUCCAGCCAUGAGAAAGCCAUAGACGUUGUUGAGCGCGGACUCAAGGCGUUGGUGCUAGGAACACCAGAACUCGCGGCCGACGCUGUAGUGUUGCAGAAUGCGGCUCCUCACGACCCCAAACAACCUUGGCGGGCAAUGGUGAAAGGCAAAGGCGUCGAAUUGGUGAUCAAAGACAUGAGAAAGACCACCCAAUCUUACAAGGAGCUGGAAAAAGCCGGGUUUCCACUAUCAUUUUUCAAGGAUUCAGCCUUUAUGCCCGUCAACGCGGCGGUCAUGCCGGAACCCCAGUCGGAAUCAGUGUACCAGCUCAGCAUGAUCGAAGGAGGCGUUCUCCUAAGCGUCUGUCUAUACCACCGCCUGACCGACGGUAAUGGCAUGAACAGCAUCACCCGCGCCCUAGGAGACGAAUGCAAAAAAGCCUUCUCAAUCACCGGCGACCUCCCACCCCGCAAGCUCGACACCGACCGCAGCACGAUGGCCUCCCUCAACGGCGGCAAAACCGACCUCAAAGACCACCCCGCCCACAGCAUCGUCGACCAAAUCUUCAACCCCAACACCAAACACGACGAAGCACCCCCGGAGGCCAACGGCGAAGCCCCGAAACCCCCACCGCGCUUCGUCCCAGCCUACUUCCGCCUCACCAACGACAAAGCCCAAGCCCUCAAAGACUACUGCAGCCGGGACAUGCCCGUCUCCACGCACGACGCCAUCUCCGCCCUCCUCUGGCGCACGCUAAUCAAAACCCGCACCGCGACCGGCGAGCUCGACCCCUCGACCCUCUCGACCUUCACGGUCCCCCACAACGCCCGCCGCCACAUCGGCCUCCCGAAAGACUGGAUCGGCAACUGCGUCUACUUCAUCCAAGCGCAAGCCUCGCCCUCCGCGGAGAUUUUGAAAGACGACUCCGCCCCCGCCCUCGCGGCCAAAAUCCGCUCCGCCCUCAACACCGUCAACCGCGAGUACAUGACGGGCAUCUCGACGAUCCGACGCAAGGACCCGUACUCUCUCCACUGGUGGGCCAUCACGGAGGCCAACUCGCCCGAGAUCCUCGCCAUAACCUCCUUCUAUCACUCGGAAUUGCUAGGUUAUGAUUUCGGUCCCGCGCUGGGGAACGUGAAGCAUUUCACGUCGACGGAUAUCGGGGCUUUCGGGGCGGCGUUUCAGAGGGCGCAUUUUGUCGGGCCCAGGUUUAUGGAUGGGAGGGGGUGUGAUGUGCAUGUGGGGCUGUUGGAGGAGGAGGUGGAGGGGUUUUAUAAGGAUGAGACGUGGUCGAAGUACUUUACGUUGUUGGAGACGGGGGAGAAGGGCAAAUGA
Molecule: messenger RNA, 1431 nt
Organism: Zasmidium cellare ATCC 36951
Lineage: Eukaryota; Fungi; Ascomycota; Dothideomycetes; Mycosphaerellales; Mycosphaerellaceae
Exons: 1
Coding region: 1-1431 (476 amino acids)
Molecular function (GO): acyltransferase activity, transferring groups other than amino-acyl groups
Source: RefSeq, a predicted model, not a curated record